Messenger RNA from Colletotrichum phormii, 3078 nucleotides. RefSeq names its product fungal-specific transcription factor domain-containing protein. The coding region runs from base 1 to 3078 and encodes 1025 amino acids. The transcript is spliced from 2 exons. Gene Ontology annotation, biological process: DNA-templated transcription; regulation of DNA-templated transcription. Gene Ontology annotation, molecular function: DNA-binding transcription factor activity, RNA polymerase II-specific; DNA binding; zinc ion binding. NCBI's taxonomy places the organism in Eukaryota, Fungi, Ascomycota, Sordariomycetes, Glomerellales, Glomerellaceae. The record is from RefSeq and is a predicted model, not a curated record.
AUGACCUCCAUCGUCAACGGAGCGACCCCCGCGCCCAAGCAGAUCCGCUUCGUCACAAACCAAGGCCAUCCGCCAUCAAAAAGACGCAGGAUCAACGCCGCAUGCCUGACCUGCCGCAAACGAAAGACGAGAUGCGCCGGCGAGCGCCCCAGCUGCUCGACUUGCGCCAAGAACGGGCAUACCUGCUUGGGGUACAAUGAAGUGAUUGAGAAGAAAACUUCAAGUGGCGCCAUCGCCACCCGAGAUCCCCACCGUGACGAGGACGACGACGGAGAGGAAGACGAAGACGAGGACGAACACAUUCGGGAAGAAGAAGGGGUAAACCACGACAAGGGGAAACAUGGAAAAAAUACAGCUAGCAGUCGGCGUCUCUCUGGGCUCCAAUCGGAAAGCGAACAACCGCCCGAGAGCAUCACCGACGCCAACGCAGGCCACUUGCCGACCUUCUUGCGACGUUCGUCAGAACAUAGCUCUCGUGACCAAGACCAGAGCUCUCGACCCGGACGACCUUUACAUCCUCGCACAACAUCCUUCUCCGACGAUGCGCGCAGUACGCAGAGCCGCUCCCCUAUCUCGCACCAUACCGAGCGCCACAGGGUGCCAUACUUUCGCUACUUCGGGCCAACGGCCAUCGUUCCCGGGUACAAGCAGAUGGUGGUGUCUGUACGUGACCGCAGGCGAAGCACUGGCGGCUCUAUCGGUGCUACAUCUCCCAGCUCGGGUUCUAGUGUAGUUCAGUCCAUGGGGAUGGCUCUGUCAGGCAUACCUCAGCAUGAGGAGGCUGCUGUUGCCGACGAGGAUCUGCCUGUUUACGACCCCAACGAUACUGCGCCAGUCCACCCUCUCGUUCUACACCUGGUCAAAAUCUUCUUCUUACAUUUGGGCUGCAACUACCCCUUUCUGAAGGAGGACAACUUCGUCCGUAUGGUCAAAGAGAAACGCGUCGAGCCUAUUCUUGUCGAUGCUGUGUGCGCGUUGGCUGCUCGUUUCUCCGACUCGUCACAACUCGGGCACAGCAAAGAUGAAGAGGCGUCCCAUGCAGAGCAAGGCCAGUUCUAUGCCCACAGAGCAAAGGCUGCCACUGUCGACACCUUUCCUUGCCCAUCAGUAGGUGCUGUCCAGGCGCUUUUGAUGAUGGCAUACGAAGGUUUUGGAGCGGAUCAAGACAGUGCUUUGUGGAUGUACUUGGGUCUGGCCAUCCGCAUGGCUGUUGACCUGGGCUUGCAGAAGAUGGUCGGCGUUAUAUAUCAAGGAGAAAGAGACCCUUGGUAUACUCGCCACGGAGACCAAGCAAGCAGUGAUGCGGGAGCGACCGAAGGUCCCCAAGAGGACGAUAAUGGUCUCACCCGCGAAGAACAGCUCGAAGUUGAACAAGAACGGACUGACACGUUCUGGGCAGUCUUCGUUCUAGACAGAGUGAUAUCUUCUGGAACUGGCAGACCAGUGACUAUUCGUGACGAUGACUUUGAGUUGGCUCUGCCAGUGUCGACUCUCGACCCGGCAUCGGGUUGGCCUGCCCCUUUCCCCGUCUUCAUCCAGAUUAUCCACCUUUACGGCCGUGUAUCCGACGUCUUGAACAACAUCCGCAACGCAAACGACCUUACAUCGGAGAAGUGGGCAAAGCUUUCGCGGAUGGAGCAUGAGCUAACGAAGCUCUACCAAAAGCAAGAUCCCCGGCUACACUUCAGCGUCUCUAACUUCAAGACGUACUUGAAACUGGGACAGGGAACGAACUUCAUUCUUCUUCACUUCUGGUUCCAUGCGCUCAUCAUUAUCCUGCACCAACCUACUCUGCUCACGCCAUUUGGCUCAUUAAGGAGCACGCAUCAGCUUCUUCCUAACAGCCGCGAGCUUUCCAUGUCUAGCGCCAAAACGAUUGCCGAUAUUCUCGCCUUUGCAGAACUCAUCGACCCCAAGAGCUUCAUAGGAAACCCGUUCACGUCCCAGCCCAUGUACAUCGCUGCGUGCGCUUUCCUCAUGGAGUCUAUUGCAAACGCAUCAAACCCCACAUCGAGAGAAACAUCCCCACCAAAUGAACCAAAGAUGGAGGGUCAGAGACAGAAGCCAUCCUCGCAUGAGCAAAGGAUGUCUACAAAGCACUCUCUCCUAGCAUCAGCUGCCAACCAGAAUUACUCUCGAUGCUACAAGAGCCUCCAGCAAUUGCAUAAAUACUGGGGUGGCGUCAAGUACAUCCUGACGGCGCUUGAUCAGAAGUCAAAGGGGAUAUGGGAUUGCGAGACGUACACCAACGAGGAGUACGAGAGCGCCCGACUACCUAGGCGAGGCUCAAUCGGCGGGCGUUUCCCGCAUCCAUCAACGCCCAAUUUGCCGCCAAUAGCUUGGUCUCUUACGGGUACGACAAAUUCACCAAAUUCCAGCCUCACGCUCAUGUACCAGAACAUGCAUGCUACUCAGUCUGGCCAUCACGGCACCACGCAACCUCAUCAGUCCAACAUUCCCACAUCUGCACCUACACCCCCUGGGAACAUGAUUUAUGAUCCAAUCCGCCAGAGCUUGCCGGAGGCAGCUCCCCAUUCCAUCUUUGCCACUGCAUAUCCCCAACCCGUUAUUUCUGCCAUGCGACACACGUCGCGCCCUCACCAAUCGCAACGUUUGUCGACAUCAUCUAUGAGCCCGCCUAAUCAAGGAAGAGGCCAUCUGCAAUUUGAAGGCAUCCAGGAAGAGCACACUUCGCCUUCUACACGCAAUGCCGGGGCAAUGCUUGCUGCAACUUCACACCCGCAGCAACCGACGUCUUUCACACCUUCGUCACACAACUCGGCAGGGUAUGAUCACUCAAUGAUGCCAUCGGUCUCUCCAUCUGGCAAUAUGCACGAUGCGGUAUCGCAACAGCACCACAACGGGCAGCACAUUGCAUUUGAUCCUACGUACGCCAACGCGACAUACUCCUAUCUUGGGCAUGGCAUGGGCCCAAUCACGGAUGUCAUUACCUUUGAGAACCCGAUUGACAUCGGAGCGUUGGGUUUGCCAAACGAAAUGAUGCCACCAUGGUUGGAAUACCUUCCUGGAGAUGUAUUGGGUCUGUUUGAAAACAACAAUAUGGAUCCAGGCUCGUAA